AUGUUCCGACUCCGUCGAUAUCGCGUAUUCCUGAUAUGCGCCUUCGUCAUCACCGUCCUGCUGUACCACGUCUCCAAGAAUUCACAAUGGGAUAGGACGCAAGAGAUAUGGCAUACCAGCACAAGACAUCGGGAGACAAAGGUCGAGACGAAACCGGCCGAGAAAGCCCAGGCGCCCGUUGUUGCCAAACCGCCCGUUGUCAAGGAAGAUCCAGCAGUAGUGGAGGUCAAGCCGCCGGCGCCCAAGGUUCAAGUUGAGGAGAAACCAACGCCCGAAGUGGUAGACGACCACGACCACGACCACGGACACGGCGACACACCAGUCAAGAUCCCAAGCCUAAAGGAGGAAAGCAAGGAGAAGGGAUCCUACGAUUUACCUACCAAACCGCCCCCCCUCAAGGGCACCCACGAGAAAGAACAGCCUCCAAAGGAUAAAUCAACAACCACAGCCACGAUCCCCGACCGCCUCCCCGGCUCAGGAAUCGGCUCCCACAACCACGACAACACCCCCUCCGAACCUGAUCUAGAAACCACCUCCACCACAGCAAUCCACUGGACCAAACCCUCGGAAUGGUUCCCCAUCCCCCCCGAAUCCAUCAUCCCCCUCCCCACCGGCAAACCAAAGCCCAUCCCCACCAUCCAGGCCAAAUUCGAGCCCGAAACCCCCCAGGCCAGAGAGAAGCGUGAGCUCCGCCUGGCAAAAGUCAAGGCCGAAGCCCAGCGCGCCUGGCAGGGCUACAAAAUCUACGCCUGGACCCACGACGAGCUCCGCCCCGUGUCAAAAGCCUACCAUGACCCCUUUUGCGGCUGGGCAGCCACGCUCGUCGACUCCCUCGACACGCUCUGGAUCAUGGGUCUCAAGUCGGAGUUUGAGGAUGCUUUGAAGGCAGUUGCGGAAAUCGACUUCACCACCACACCUUACCGAACGGACAUUCCCGUUUUCGAAACGAUAAUCCGUUAUCUGGGGGGGUUGAUUGCGGCGUAUGACAUCUCGGGCAUGAAGAAGGAAUACAAAGUGCUGCUGGACAAGGCGGAGGAGCUGGCCGAGAUCUUGAUGAGCGUCUUUGACACGCCCAACAGGCUGCCGAUCUUGUACUACCAGUGGCACCCGGCGUACAACAUUGCGCCGAAACGGGCGGCGCAGAACGCGGGCGUGGCGGAGCUGGGGAGCAUGAGCAUGGAGUUUACGAGGUUGGCGCAGUUGACGGGGGAGAACAAGUAUUAUGAUGCUGUGGCUAGGAUUACGGACGCGUUUGAGGAGUUGCAGAAUUGGAAGGGAAGGGGAAGGAGUGCGAUUGAGGGGAUUUUCCCGGAGCAUUUGGAUGCCAGUGGGUGCAAUAGGAGUGCGCCUUGGCCGCCGGUUGAUCAGCAGGAGAGGGAGGAUGGGAGGGUUGAUCUUGGGGUGGUGGGGGUUGAUGGGCUGGGGGUUGUUGGGGGGACGGGGGUUAAGGUGCAGAGGAGGGAGGAGGUUGCCAGGGGGGAUGAUGGGGUGGGGGGGAGGGAUCAAAUGACGCCGGGAAGGCCGGGGAAGAAAAAGUUGCCGGACGGGUUUGAGUGUGCUCCUCAGGGGCUGGUGAGUUCGAAUGCUUGGGGGUCGUACGGGAUGGGCGGGAGUCAGGAUUCGGCGUAUGAGUACUUUCCUAAGCAGUAUUUGCUGCUGGGGGGGCUGGUGCCGAAGUACAAGACCAUGCAUGAGAAGACUGUGGCAGCUGUGAAGAAGCAUCUCUUGUUUAGGCCGAUGGCGAAGGGGGAUCCGGAUAUUUUGUUUUCGGCCAAGGCGACGAGCAAAGAUGGGACGGCCGACAGCUUGGACUAUGAGUGGGAGAUUACUCACUUGACUUGCUUUCUGGGUGGCAUGUUUGGACUUGGGGGAAAGAUCUUUGAGAGCCCGGAGGAUGUCGAGAUUGGGAAGAAGCUUGCGGAGGGUUGCUUCUGGGCCUACGAUGUUAUGCCCACGGGUAUCAUGCCUGAGUACGCCAAGAUUAUGCCUUGCAAGUCGGCGACGGAUUGCAAGUUUAACGAGACGGCGUGGCAUGAGCAGUUGGACUAUAGGGCUUCGUAUCGGGCGCAGGAGAUGGAGAGGUAUUACGAGAGCAAGGCUGCUUGGAAGGAGCAGGUGGAGGAGAUUAAGAAGGAGCAGGCGCUGCAGAAGGAGAGGGUGGAGAAGGCAAAGGAGGAGGCGGCGAGACGGCCGGUGGCUAAGAGCAACGCUAAUUCCGACACUGGUGCUGGGUCUGACCAGAAGACUGAGCCUAAGCAGCCGGUACAGCAGCAGCAAGAAGAAAAGCCCCAAGCACGGGAGGGGUCGUUCCCCUCUCGCUUCCAACGCCGCCAGUUGAAUGGAACUUUUAACGAGCCUAGAGGAGCGGACUUGCAAAACAGCCUGGAUCUGAACUCUGCCCCCGUCACAAACACCAACACCAGUGAUGAUGACUGGGCAACAACCUACUCGGACGACGACGACAGCCAAAUCCCCCUUACAGAGUUGACCCUACCCCCGGAGCCAAUCAAACCAAUGACUCACGAAGAGUACAUUGCCGACCGCUUGAAGAAUGAGAUCAUCCCCCCCGGCUUCACCUCUUUGAGCGAUAAACGCUACAUCCUCCGCCCCGAAGCAAUCGAGUCGGUCUGGUACAUGUACCGCAUCACAGGCGAUCCCAAAUGGCAAGAAAAGGGAUGGAAAAUGUUUGAGUCUGUGAUUAAACACACGCAGACAGAGGUGGGACAUUCGGCAAUAAGGGACGUCACUGCCAAGGGUGAUGCGGGCGGGAUGGAUGAUAGUAUGGAGAGUUUCUGGCUGGCGGAGACGCUGAAGUAUUUUUAUCUGUUGUUUGCGGAGCCCGAGGUGGUGAGUUUGGAUGAGUGGGUUUUGAAUACGGAGGCGCAUCCUUUUAGGAGGCCGACGUAGAGGGGGAGAUGGAGAUAUAUAUUA
This is a messenger RNA of Podospora bellae-mahoneyi, 2931 nucleotides long. RefSeq lists its product as uncharacterized. Gene Ontology annotation, biological process: mannose trimming involved in glycoprotein ERAD pathway; carbohydrate metabolic process. Gene Ontology annotation, molecular function: calcium ion binding; mannosyl-oligosaccharide 1,2-alpha-mannosidase activity. The transcript has 2 exons. NCBI's taxonomy places the organism in Eukaryota, Fungi, Ascomycota, Sordariomycetes, Sordariales, Podosporaceae. Gene Ontology annotation, cellular component: membrane; endoplasmic reticulum. The record is from RefSeq and is a predicted model, not a curated record. The coding region runs from base 1 to 2907 and encodes 968 amino acids.